AUGUGUAACUUGCCCCUAGUGGAAUCUUAUUUAGAACGGUACUUACGCGUUUCUAGUGGGAAAUGGUGUAAAUUGGUACUAAAUCUUACACAAUCUGACGCAAAACCAGAGUUCUUGCUGGGAUAUCAAAGACACCUUAGAGCUUUAACCACAUUUAAGCUCGUGAAAUUGUUGAGAAAAUGCACUGAAAUAGGUCUGCGCUGUGAUAUUAAUGGCAACGAUUUUCUUAGAGCCGGAUUGACUGAGUUUGUCCGGCGAUUUAAAUGUUCUGGGUCGAACGAUGGGCUUGAUGUUGUAGUGGUAAGGGAUAUUUCUUAUGUGUUAAGGAGGAUCAGAUUUUGCCAGGCAGAUACAUCACAAGUUUCUGUUUGCUGCAUUAGUGUUUGUAGUAGCUGUACCAAUUUGUACGGUGAAUUGCUAAACUAUGCAGGUAGCGAAUUGUUGCUUGAAGCGGUUAAGUUACUUGGAACUAAAAUUGUUAACGAUGGUUACAAAAUUAGACGUGUAAAGGGCUCUAAACAUUUGAGUGAAAGUGCAAUAACACCAUAUUUCGAAGUAAUUGGUUCAAUCAACCUGGAAUUUUGUAAUAAAGUACGACAACUAUCUAUUUUGUAUCGCAAAUGUAUAAUACAAUCUAAAUCAUUGCUAAAUAUUGCAACCGUGCUACAUGUGCUUAGCAAGAUUGGGUGUAGGUGCGGAUUACUUAAAAAAAAACUACUUAAACAAUUAUCAUAUAACAAAUUAUUGCAAUUGCUUAACAAUGAAAAAUCCGAUUCGACGAAGCAGAUAUCCAUCGGUCAAUUAAUUUGCUCAGCGCUGCACCUUAGUAGUACAAGGAUGGCAGGUUUAUCGCAUACAUUGUUGUGUAAUUUGACAAGGAUAAUUGUUGAGAAAUGGUCAUUUGGAUCACUUCAUGAUUCACUAAAAUCGCAAAUGGCACUUUAUCAUUCCUAUAUAACCACCACAAAUGUCAAUGUAGAUGAUAGGGUUAAAGAAGUACUUAACGCUAUAAAACGGGAUUUCGUUCAAAUUAGGCCCAAACCAAUGAUUAAAUCAGUCAUUUUAGAACCUUUAAAGUGGAAAACUACCGUUUUUCAGCAACAAGUGUCAAAUUUACUAAAGGAAAUGGGCUAUGAUAUUGAUUGUGAAGUGCAUAUAUAUCCCUAUAUAGUGGAUAUACUAGUGGAUAACAAAGUAAUAAUUGAGGUAAACGGACCGUGUCAUUAUACAUAUCAUUGCAGUGAUAAAAAUGAUUAUGGUGUGAUAAAUAGUGCGUUGAAAUUGAAUAAAAAUACCAUUUUGAAAGAAAAACUGCUAAAUGGGUGUGGAUAUAAAGUAAUCCAUGUGAGCUAUGCCGAUUGGCCCAGCGACAAAGAUUCCCAGAUCAGUAAACUAGCCGCACUUCUAGAUGCAACCUGA
Molecule: messenger RNA, 1419 nt
Organism: Babesia microti strain RI
Lineage: Eukaryota; Apicomplexa; Aconoidasida; Piroplasmida; Babesiidae
Exons: 1
Coding region: 1-1419 (472 amino acids)
Source: RefSeq, a predicted model, not a curated record